Messenger RNA from Perkinsus marinus ATCC 50983, 363 nucleotides. RefSeq lists its product as hypothetical. Lineage: Eukaryota; Perkinsozoa; Perkinsida; Perkinsidae. Gene Ontology annotation, molecular function: RNA binding. The transcript has 2 exons. Bases 1 to 363 code for a protein of 120 amino acids. The record is from RefSeq and is a predicted model, not a curated record.
AUGAUGAAAGAUCGAUACGCCAAUUAUGUUGUUGGACGCAUUCUAAAUCACGAUGAGCGAGAAAUGCCCGAGGUGAAGGUUGUUAGGAGACUUAUCGAGGACAAUGUUGAGGCAAGUAUCUUCUCGGUUUUGAAAAAGUUUACUUAUGGAUGGUAUAUGAUCGAGAAAUUGCAGCGAGCUGGUCGGAUCAACGUGCCCGGUCUUGGCAAGGCUCCACCCAAGAAUGGUCUCUCUAUUCCGAAUAACCGCAGACGCGCCAGUUCGAGUGCAUAUAGCGCUUCUUGCACUGACGCUAGUUUUUCGGGGAACACCAGGGGAAGACGUUCUAGUGUGGCGAGUCCUAAUGUUGGUACAAGGGCAUGA